This is a messenger RNA of Auanema sp. JU1783, 975 nucleotides long. The record is from the annotation of a GenBank genome assembly. Lineage: Eukaryota; Metazoa; Nematoda; Chromadorea; Rhabditida; Rhabditidae.
AUGAACGAAGAUGUAUAUUCUCUGAAAUAUGAAAGUUUGAAGUUUCUGCGUUGUGGAAACUUCGGAAGUAUUUCUGAGAGUCGGAGAAUUGUCGACGGGCGAGAGACAAUUACCAAAGUUGUUACUGUCGAUUCUAUUUUCGGAGAAUGGGUUCUUUGUGAAAAACAGAAAAAUCGUCAGAUCCCAUCAGAAAUACACUUUCUGGAACGUUUAGAGCACCCAAAUAUUAUCAAAUUCAUUGAGUACUUUCAAACCAAAACUAGUUUCAUAAUUGUGACUGAAAAAAGAAAUUCGGGGAUAGAUUUAUUUGAGUUCAUUAAUAAACAACCCAAGUUAGAAGAAAAGCUCACGGCUCAUAUUUUUUCACAGGUCCUAUCAGCUGUGGCAUAUCUACAUUCUAGAAAUAUUCUACAUGGUGAUAUAAAAGAAGAGAACGUUGUCAUUGAUCGCUCACUGAACUGUGUCCUGAUUGAUUUUGGCUCUUCUGCGUACUUCGGCCCAGAUGUAGCGUUUUCGUCCUACUCUGGUUCUCCCCAAUGUAUAUGUCCAGAAGUUCUCCGGAGAGAAAUUUUUCGAGGUCCAGAACAGGAAGUUUGGUGUUUAGGAGUUUUACUGUACACCCUUCUUCAUUUUGACUAUCCUUUUCACUCGGACAAUGAUAUCCUCAAUUCCAAUUUAGUGUUCAACGAAGAAAUAUCGCAAGAUAUGCAAGAAGUGCUAUUGAAGUGUUUGCAUCCUAUCGCAGUGUGCCGUCCGGCGGUUUCAUAUCUUGCAAACGUUGACUUAUUCAAGCAACCAAUAGAAUUGAACCUUUAUACAUUCUACGAUAUAUUUGAUGCAGAUAUAAACGUUGAAACAAUCAAAGCGAAUACUGGACAGGGAACAUCGUACGAAAAAUGUUCUUCAACCUGCACUUCCGAUGACGAUUUAAAUACUUUUUAUGCAAAUUCCUUUUUAGCUAAUAUAUUACUUUGA